Schistosoma haematobium is the source of this 1727-nucleotide messenger RNA. RefSeq lists its product as uncharacterized. Gene Ontology annotation, cellular component: neuron projection. The record is from RefSeq and is a predicted model, not a curated record. Lineage: Eukaryota; Metazoa; Platyhelminthes; Trematoda; Strigeidida; Schistosomatidae. The transcript has 7 exons. The coding region runs from base 106 to 1215 and encodes 369 amino acids.
AUAGUACUUCAUAUAAGUGAAUAUAUUCUUUAUUAUUUAUGAUGUAACAUGAACAUUUGUUGUAAUAACAUUAAUAUUUAUCUAAACAAUAUUAAUUAACUUCUAAUGUCUUCGUUACUAAACCAAAAUAUAAGAUUAUCAUUCUUACUAUAUCUUUUAUGUCUUAUAGACAAUUAUUGCUUGGAUAUACAAAAGGAUAUUUAUUUAAACAAUCGAAAUAAUUCAGUACUGCAAGUGAAUCCGUCUGAUGAUAUAACUGAAUCAACAAAAGUUAAACGGCUGAAUAAAUCAAAACUUUACAAUUCCUUCAAAUCACAAUCAUUACAUAGACGUGGCGAUUUAAUUGAAUCCGAUCAAAAUGAUAUCAUAAAAAUGAAAGCUGUAUUAAAUAAUACAGCUUUGCUACCAUGUCGUCCAGAUAAAAGAUUAUUAACAGAAAAUGGUGUAGACGAGAAUACUAAAGGCACUCUUUUAUGGAAAAGAACUAAAACCAAUGAAUAUCUUAUUUAUAAUAACAGACGACUUCAUUCAGAUACUCGAUACAUACUGGAUAUGUCAUCAUUUGAUCAGACAAUACUUGAUCUUCGUAUUGACCGUGUUCAAAGAACAGACGAAGGUGAAUAUGUAUGCUUAUAUUCAAAUGGUCAUACGGUUUAUAAACAACGUGUUUACCUCAAUGUACUUGUACCUCCGGUUAUUUCUGAAAAUAGUUCCAGCUCCACAAGAGUAACAGCACAUGAAGGUGAAGCAAUUAUCUUACACUGUAAAGCUUGGGGAGUACCAGAUCCUAUUAUUACAUGGUAUUUAACACCGAAAGAAGGACGUCAAUAUAGAAUAUAUGAAGCAACUGACAAAAGAUUCAUGAUUAAACCGGAUGAGUUAAUUAUUUCAAAUAUAACUCGUGAUUUGCAAGGAACUUAUAAAUGUUUAGCACAAAAUGGGUUAGAACAAAACGCAUGGCGUGUAAUAGAGCUCGAUGUAAGAUAUCCUCCAACUAUUGAAAUGGCCAAUCUCAAGCUUGGCCAACUACUUAAAGGCACGACAAUGGUACGAGCUGUGAUUUCUGGCAAUCCAAUUAAUUUAUUUUACUGGGAAUUUGAAGGAAGGCCAAUACAUGGACCCAAUAGUAAUUGUCUCGUACCGAUGCCGAAUGAAAAAUAUUGUAUCCUUGUCGCUUCUGUGGCGUGUGCUACUGAUAUCGAUAGAUAUAAGUAGUAUGUAUCAUCAAUCGGAAGUGAAAUACCUGGUGGUAGAAGGUUAAGAAGAUCGAAGGAAAGAGAACGAGAAUGGAGAAUGAUUGGUGUGAAAACGAAUGGGCAAUGAAGUCUGAGACGAUUGAAUGACGUUUUCAAAUGAAGUAUUUACCGUAUGGUUCUCAUAUUUUACUAAAAUAUUCUGUAAUUUUGUAUUCGAAUAAAUUCGAUUUUCCCCAGUUGUGUUCUUGAUCGCUACACUUCAACCGUCAGCAUUAGUAGUGAUAGUGUUUUAUUAUAACUCUAGACAUAAAACAGCUACUAUUUUAUGUCCAAUUAGUUCGUAAAUGCACUUUCACAGAGAAUUAUAUUCAAAGACAACACAAAAGCGGUCAAGAAUCAAGUUUAAAUUUUGUAAGUAAGAAUCUUGAUUAACUAAAAGUUUUAUUUAUGGAGGUCAGAACGAAUUUUUAGUAGAUUAUUAAGUGUUAAUAUUCCGGUAUUAAUACUGUAGUGAACGACAAUACAACUGGG